Messenger RNA from Patella vulgata (common limpet), 2619 nucleotides. RefSeq names its product sorcin. The coding region runs from base 82 to 786 and encodes 234 amino acids. Lineage: Eukaryota; Metazoa; Mollusca; Gastropoda; Patellidae. The transcript has 9 exons. The record is from RefSeq and is a predicted model, not a curated record. Gene Ontology annotation, molecular function: calcium ion binding.
CCCACAACGGAUCUCAAAGGUAAACAACAACAGAAAGUUUUAUGCUGGCAAAAAAAUUUCAGUGUUGUAGAAAUAAUCGACAUGGCAUAUUAUAACCAGCAGGGAUCUUACAAUCAACAACAAUAUCAACAAUGGCAACAACCAAGUCAAUGUUAUGGUUCCUAUGGUAACUACUAUCAGAAUAGUGUUUUCUCGGUACAAGCUUGGCAGGCUUUUCAGUUUCAAUCUCCGAGUGAUCUUCAUGUUGUAUUUACAGAUGUGAUGAACAGAAAUCCUGUAAAUGCUAGUAGAAAUGCUAUCCAGGCAGAAGACUUAACCAAUGUAUUAAAUAAUACUCCUAGUAUUAGAAAUUAUUUUAAAAUUAACUGGAGCCGAGAGUUGUGUAGUAUCAUGAUAGCGAUGUUAGAUAGAUCGAUGGAUGGUUUCAUGCAGUGGGAAGAAUUUACAGAACUGUUACAGUGUCUUGUAUCAUGGUUUAAUGUCUUUAGACAACAUGAUGCAAAUGGUUCAGGAUUUAUUGAAGCAUCAGAGUUGAUUAAAGUUAUUAAAAGUUUAUUUGGGUACCAGAUAAGUCCUCAUUGUUUGGAGACAAUAUUAAAAAGAUAUUCUCGAGUUAUUCCUGAUCGAGGUUGUCUUAUAGCCUUUGAUGAUUUUGUCUCUUUAUCAGUUAGACUACGAGCAUAUACAGAUGCCUUCAGAAAAAGAGAUGCCUUACAAAAUGGUCAGGAAACUGGUAGAGCAACAUUUGAAUAUGAUGAUUUUCUGAGGUGUGUCAUGUGUCUGUAGUCAACUUCUGAGGUGUGUCAUGUGUCUGUAGUCAACUUCUGUGGUGCGUCAUGUGUCUGUAAUGGACUUCAUCAUCAAAGUUUAAUGGUGAAAGUCAGGGAGAGGUUAUUAAAAAUGUACCAAUUAAAUGAAUACACAAAAAUUUAAUAAAUUUGACCAGCAACCACUGAACCGAAAUCUCACUACACCCACACAAUUUAUAUAUUUUUUUUUUAUUAUUUCUCAAAAUCAAAUAUUUUCUAGCUAAUUGAAGUUGACAUUUCAAACAUGUUGACACUGUACAUACCAAUCAGAAAACCCCCUAAAAAUCACAAACCUCCAAUGUUCCUAUUUGAUGUUUAAUUUUAUUAAGAUGCAUUAUGUAAGAGCUAUAUCUGCCUGUUGUGGUUCUUUUUCUGGCUUCAAAUGUUAUAUAAAUUACUACUUAGAUAUUUAUUCUUAUGACAGCCCAUAAUACACUCUCUAGGGCUGCUAAAACUGCCAUCUUUAAAUAACGAUUUUCGGUAAAAAUGUCCGACAAGAAAAUUUUUGAAAUCCCAUCACUGUUAAUAUGGAUAUCACUCGCACAGCCUGCUGAUUGAAGGACUGAAAAUCAACAUUUUGUAAUGGUACUUGACAAACUUCAAACAUUCAUGACUUCGCUCAGGAUAAAUUAAUUUGACUCAAAUUUUUAAUAUAUUCAUUCUUUAGUAACUAUUUUUAAACUACUAUAGCAAGAAAAGUUAGCUUUUUAUCUAAAUCUGACAUAAUGCAUUUUUAAUGUAAAUCUGUUUUAAUUAAUUACUUUUAAAAUUAUACCCUUUAUUUUAUAUAAUCUUGUGACCACUCUAGCAACAAUAGUUUAUGAUCUGAUUAGCUUGAAAUUUAUGUGCAUUUUCCAGAUUAGUCAUACAUCAUAGGCCUAGUUCUCGUUCUAGAUCCUUGCAAACACUCUAGCAACAAAGUUAUCCUUAAUUUAUAUUCUAUGUUUCGAUUGUUGUGUUGAAUAAUUUUAUCAAAUGUCAUAAUGUUCUGAUAAUGAUUCUAGACUUAUUACCCAUGAUUGUGUUGUCAUUCCUCGAAUGAUAUUUUUACAAUAUAAAGAUUUACAUAAAGAAUCACAAUUCAAUAACCUUUAUGAACUAACUGCACAUACAACUUAGUUGUCUGGCAAGCUAUCGUUCGAUUCAGUGCCAUUUGUCUAUGCAUCAGGAUUAUCAGAUUAAAUUAUUUGCCAAAUCUGAGAUAAAUUUGCAAAGCCAUUUAGUAGUUUUCCAGAAGUUUAACAAGUAUGCCAUUAUUUGGGAGAAUGCUAUUUUAAACAUGAUAUUUUAUUUUAAUGUCUCUUUAAUCUUGAAUUAAGCAAGGUUUCUAGAACAGAAGUAUGUUGACUAUCUUGGAGCUAUUGGACUUUAAGAAUAAACACUGUUGACUAUAUAUGUAUGUUUUCUAAUCUAACAUUGGCAAGUGCUAAUUUCAUCUAAAGUUAUACAAAUUUGUUUCCAGUUCCACCUAAAGUUAUACUAUACACAUAUUCGUUUCCAAUUCCUCCUAAAGUUAUACAAUUUCCAAUUCCAGCUAAAGUUAUACUAUACACAUAUUUGUUUCCAAUUCCACCUAAAGGUAUACAAUUUCUAAUUCCAGCUAAAGUUAUGCACAUUAUUUGUUUUUGCUCAGAAAUAGUUAUAUUAUAACAAUGAUUAUCAAGAAUGAUAUAGUUGACUCUUGUUUGCAUAUUUAUUAGAAGUUUUAUUAUAAGAAUCUGUGAUACGUUGUUUUAGUUUUAUAAAAUUUAAAUUAUUUUUAUUUCUAUAUGUAUUUAUUUAUAAUGUAAUUAAAUAUCUAUAAAAACUA